AUGAUUGGUCACGGGCAGCUCUCUGUGUCUGGGGCGGUUGAUCUAGCAAACCAAAUGAAAGAUGAUGGUUUGGGACACAAGGCAGUGGAAGCAUUGGCUUCUCUGGGAUGUGGCGGAGCCUACCCCAGCAAUUGUGAAAGAGACCUUUUUCGGUGGCUUUCGACUUUGUUUGGAUUCCAGCUUCAGCCAUAUGUCAUCCCCCUGAAGCUUCAAGUUGACAGCUACACUCCAAAAGAACAAGCAGUCCGAGUCUUGCUGCCACAUGAGAUUUUGCACGCGCUAUCAGGGCACCCAUUUGCUUUUGACUCCUUGAUAAAGGGAAACAUGUCUGAUGAAUCUAGAAUGUGUUUCUGGAAACAUUGCCGCAGAUUGGAAGGGUGGAGGGGCCACCCUGCACUGAGUUCUUCACCUUUGGACAGACUUGUCCCAAUUACACUUCACAAUGAUGGUGCGCAAAUGUACACGGAUGACGAGUUUUGUGUGUGGAGCGUGGCUUCAUUGUUUGGAUCAGUCGGACUUGUUCAAGAUCCCCUUCUGCAAAAAUUUCCAUUCGUGAUCAUAGCCGAAAGGCACAUGAGGAGUGAAGCGGUUCGAAAGCAAGUGAACACGACCGUUGCUCAGCUCUUUGCCUGGUCGAUCCAGAUCUCGAUGGAUGGAAAAGCGCCCUCGGUGGGAUUUUUCGAGGAAGAGCUCACAGGGUACAGGGCUGAAAUUGCUGGCCAACAGCUGGCCAAGGGGUGGAGGGCCUGCUAUUUCACCACGAAGGCAGAUCUUAAAGCCAGGAAGAUCAUGCAUGACUUCACUCGGAGUUACAAUUCCAAUUUGAUGUGCGAUUCAUGCCUGGCAGCUUGUGGACAGGGAUGCCCUGAUGGUAUGAACUAUAAAAACACAUCUGACCAUGCCGCAUGGAGAGAGACUAUGAUCGACCACCGGCAAUACUUGGCCAUGCCAGGGCCACAUUCAGUGUGGAGAUGCGUUCCAGGAUGGAAGCUUGAAACGCUGGCUUUUGACCUGAUGCACAACAUUUAUUUGGGAACAGGUCGUGAUCUAGUGGCAUCAGCCAUAAGAACCCUAGUGCGCCAAGGGGUCUACACCCAUGUCAGUGACAACAUGGAAACGGUCUUUGAUCACAUCCACAAAGAAGUCUUGCGGGAUACAAAAGCCUAUGGGUUGAGCCUCCCUGCGAAGCCACCAUUGAACGAUGCCAGCCUGGGAGGCGCCGAUUACGCAGAGUUAUCUUCCAAGUACAAGGCCAUCCACGUUAAGGUAUUGAUUUGGUGGGUGGCUUUGAAAUGCCAAAGGUGUGCAGAUGGGUCGCCUGGUGACCAAGUGUUACAAGUUCUUGCGACCUGUUGCUACAGCCUGCAGCACGCAAUUGAAACCCUGGACUCCAGUGGUCUAGUGAUGAGUUGGGCUUCAGCUUCCGAAGCUGCUGAUGCCCUGAUGUUGCACGCCAAAAGUUUCAGCUGGUUGAGUUCAUAUUUUUUGAGAAACGUGAGCUUCUCUUUCGGAUGA
This is a messenger RNA of Durusdinium trenchii, 1515 nucleotides long. The record is from the annotation of a GenBank genome assembly. Lineage: Eukaryota; Dinophyceae; Suessiales; Symbiodiniaceae.